ACCAAAAUUUAAAAAAAAAAAUUAAAAAUUAAAAAAAUUGCUGAGUGUAGAGUGUUGAGAAAGGAUGAUGACUAUGGAAGUUCCAUGGACCUCUUCGUUAUUUUCUAGCAUAAAUACCCUUAAUAAAACCUCUGACUUUUCUCCGAUGUUCCGCUUCUCCAUUUCUAGAACACUUUCUUCCUUCCCUUCUCGUUCUCGUCCUCUUUCAAUGGCCUCUGCUUCUCGGUUUUCACCUCAGGCUGUAUCAACUGGGGGUGUUGCUAGUGAUGUCAAUGUCUUCCAAUUGAUUCAAACCCACCAGGAAGCUGCAGCUAGGCUGCCUCCGGUUGAGGAAAUUCGAACUGUAUUUGAUUGCAAUACACGUGGCAUGCUUUCCACUUUUUCUGAGAAAUAUGAAGGUUACCCAUCAGGUUCGCUGGUUGACUUUGCAUGUGAUGCUGAUGGAUCUCCAAUAUUAGCUGUUAGCAGCCUGGCUGUCCAUACAAAGGACCUGUUAGCUAAUCCCAAAUGUUCAUUGGUUGUUGCUAGAGAUCCAGAGGAUAGAACUGACAUAGUAAUUACCCUGCAUGGGGAUGCUCUUUCUGUUCCUGAAAAAGAUGUAGCAGCCUUUCGAGCUGCCUAUUUGGCUAAGCAUCCCAAUGCAUUCUGGGUUGACUUUGGUGACUUCCAAUUUUUGCGCAUUGAACCAAAGAUUGUACGAUACGUGUCAGGCGUUGCAACUGCUUUAUUAGGAUCUGGAGAGUUCAGCAAAGAGGAAUACCAAGCUGCAAAAGUUGAUCCAAUAGCUCAGUUUUCCAAGCCUGUUGCGUCUCACAUGAACAGGGAUCAUGCUGAGGAUACAAGACUCAUUGUGCAACACUCCACAUCAAUUCCGGUAGAGUCUGCUUGCAUGCUGGAUUUGGAUAGUCUCGGAUUCUAUGUUAAGGUGGGUUAUCAAGGAGAUACUUUCAAGCUCCGAAUCCCUUUCCCAAGACGUGCAGAAGAUAGAAAGGAUGUGAAGACCCUAAUAGUGGAAAUGCUUCAAGUUGCUAAGUCUCACGCUAAAUGAUUGCACAAUGAAAGAGAACAAAAAGCUUCCUGUAUCACAUCACAGUCACUUUCUAGUGGACAUUGAUAAAUUGGACUGGGUGAUGUCGGAAUAAAGACACCAAGUUGCCAUGGAUGCUGUCUUGUUCUGUAAUUUGCAUUUGUGUAGUACUGUGCUUAAUAAUUAGACAAAAAAAUAACAUAAAUAGGAGGUAUCUUUUGUUAAUAUGUAAGUCUCUGUUGAUCGUAUAAUUUCAUUUCCUAUGCAUUGUACAAAGACAAUUUGUUAAGAAUUAAGCUAAUGAAAUAAUAAAAAUAUUACUCAUAAAGAUCA
Mangifera indica (mango) is the source of this 1360-nucleotide messenger RNA. RefSeq lists its product as uncharacterized. The coding region runs from base 65 to 1048 and encodes 327 amino acids. NCBI's taxonomy places the organism in Eukaryota, Viridiplantae, Streptophyta, Magnoliopsida, Sapindales, Anacardiaceae. The transcript is spliced from 13 exons. The record is from RefSeq and is a predicted model, not a curated record.